GGAAAAAAACAAACAAUUCGAACGGAGGACGACGGUAGAGGGCGUAUCGAUACCGAUAACAUGGCGUCGAGAAGCCAAAGUGGGAGUGUGUCGUCUCGUCGGUUGCGUUUCGUAAUUUGUUUGGCAUAAGUGUCGGGCAACUUUUAUCUUCGUCGUCUUUCUUAACACUUGGAAGCGACCGUCGGCCAUUUGGCCAUUUCGGACGCCUGUUUAGUUGGCCAGUCGAUCGAACGAUCAAAUGUCAAAUUCGACCUUGGCAGUCAGAUGAUCGGAUCGCUUCCCGUCCGCAAGUACCCAUGGAUAAGGAAUCCUCCUCUUCUCUCUCUUCUCGUCCCAAGGCGCAGCUAGAUCGGGACCUUUCUCGGUCCACUAUGGACAAAAAUAGCCGUUCGCUCGACGAUCCGCUUUCCGAGCCCACCGACGAUGCGGAGGACCCAACUUCCGACGUCUCCGCAUCCCGAGAAGUUUCCGAAAACUCGGAACGGACUUGGGAAGAAGAAAAGGACCGAGGCGAGAUGAAGCUCGAUCUGGAAAGAACCGACGAUGUUUCCUGCGUGGCGGAAAGAUGGGGAGACGCCGUUCUCGACUUGAAUAAUUGCGUCACACCGCUCUCUCCGGACCAGAGUAAUCUCACUGCCGAAAACACCUGCGUUCUGACCAGUGGGAGUCCCGCCAUGAUGUCCUGCGAGCUGAAGGUGGACGCUGUGGAUCCCAGGCGGGCCCGAACCGUCUCGGUGGCCGAGGUGAAGGAGUUGGCCUACGGACGACUCCGGGAGGAGUUGUGCAAGGCCCAGCAGGAAUUAAAACUAAAAGAUGAAGAAGUUGCUCGUUUGAGUCAGAUAAGAGACGAAGUCGGUGCCGAGUUAGAAGAAUUAACAGCUAGUCUUUUUGAAGAAGCUCACACCAUGGUUAGAGAAGCUAAUGUAAAACAAGCCAAUGCAGAAAAAUUACUGAAAGAAGCAAAUUUAAAGAUAGAAGUUCUUCAAGCAGAAGUUCAAGCAUUAAAGACACUUGUUAUUACUUCUACUCCAAGUAUGCCUAACAGACAUCUCCAUCCUCAAAUAGAAAAAAAAGGAAAUGGAGUUCGAUGCUUGUUUCAAAAAGGUCACAAAAGAUAUCCAAGCAAUUACGAAUUGGAGUCAGCUACUAAAGAUACACCUCCAGACUCACCCAUAAAAGAAUUCGCCUCUUCGGAUAUAGAAUGUGAAAAUAAUGAGGUGGAUCCAUUUUUUCAUCAAGAGUUUGUAUCUUGGCGACAAAAUCCAUUAUUGGAUAAAAGCCAUCCAUUUUUAUCUCGUAUUUAUCAAGAAGAUAUUCUUCCCUGUUUACAUUUUGCCAAUACACAGCUUAGUGAAAAAGUUUUAAAGGCAAUUGAAGAUAAUAUGAUUACGGUUGAAUCUGUCACCUGUAAAAGUCCAUUUCCAAAAAAAUGCUCUUUGUUGGAUGCUCCUCGUUUAUGUAAAUAUAGAAUGAAACUUGGAGACGACUCCGAAUGGCACUAUAUCUCACAGUUAUGUAGAAAUAGGAUAGCCGCAGUUUGUGACUUUUUUUGUUAUCUUCGCUACAUUCAACAAGGUCUAGUAAAAAAUGGAAUUCACGAGGUGUAUUGGGAGGUGACCAGGAGACGCCGAGACAUGGCCGUGGCCAAACUGGGACUGCGCGCCGCCUGAAGAGCCGUCGAGUGUAGAGAAUAAAGAGGCCGUUGCUACGAGA
This is a messenger RNA of Centruroides sculpturatus (bark scorpion), 1713 nucleotides long. RefSeq names its product guanine nucleotide exchange factor for Rab-3A-like. Gene Ontology annotation, molecular function: guanyl-nucleotide exchange factor activity. NCBI's taxonomy places the organism in Eukaryota, Metazoa, Arthropoda, Arachnida, Scorpiones, Buthidae. The record is from RefSeq and is a predicted model, not a curated record. The transcript is spliced from 10 exons. Gene Ontology annotation, biological process: exocytosis. Gene Ontology annotation, cellular component: Golgi to plasma membrane transport vesicle. Bases 297 to 1670 code for a protein of 457 amino acids.